GGAGUUUAGGAUAGCCGUUAAAGGCGAGUCCAGUUGCCUCUUCCUCAGUGUGUUCAUAGAGAUUGUCAGUCCGCUGAGGCUUCGUGUUGGCUUUGGUUUGUUACGGAUUUUGUCGUGAACCAGCCGCUACAUCUACAUCCAAAUGGCUGACCAGCUUACAGAAGAGCAGAUUGCCGAGUUCAAGGAGGCAUUUUCGCUCUUUGACAAGGAUGGAGAUGGCACCAUCACCACCAAAGAGCUGGGCACAGUCAUGCGCUCUCUGGGCCAGAACCCCACAGAGGCAGAGCUGCAGGACAUGAUCAAUGAAGUGGACGCUGAUGGAAAUGGAACGAUAGACUUCCCAGAGUUCCUGACCAUGAUGGCCAGAAAGAUGAAGGACACAGACAGCGAGGAGGAGAUCAGAGAAGCAUUCCGCGUCUUUGACAAGGAUGGUAAUGGAUACAUCAGUGCUGCUGAGCUGCGCCACGUGAUGACAAACCUUGGGGAGAAGCUGACCGACGAGGAGGUGGACGAGAUGAUCAGAGAAGCAGACAUUGACGGAGACGGACAGGUCAACUAUGAAGAGUUCGUACAAAUGAUGACGGCGAAGUGAAGGCCUUGUACAGAUUUCGUAUAUAAAUAAUUUGCCUUUUUUUCUUUGUGUAAUUUAUCUGUAAAAUCUUAAUAGCCCCCCUUCGUCCCUGCCCCUUCUGCUGUCCAAAGGAACUGCAUGUAAACUGCAUAGGCUCUUGUCCCCAUGUCCCUUUCUUUUGCUGUCAUGGUGUUUUGGAGUGACGAAAUGGUCAUACAACCAGAUGCCUGUGGAGGCCCCUGGGAGCCGGAGAACUUCGAAUCUUCCCGUCUUGUGUGCUCGGGGCCCCUCCACGCAUGGCGACAUUGGAAACCUGUCAGCUAGUUGUCACUUGGCAACACUGUUGGCAUGGAAACAAUGUAGAGGAGUUUUAACUCUGCAUGGACUAUGGACAAAGUAUAUAUGGGAAUCUCUCAGCAUUGCACUACUGCAAAAAAAUGACACGGGUGUAUCUCCUAGGUACUCGUACAAACUCUUUUUGUAUCUGCUGUUCUAUAUACCAGAAAACGACUAAUCUUAACCAUGCUUUUUAAUGUUUUACUCACUACUUUUGCAUUUCUUUCUUUUUUCUUUCUUUUUUUUUUUUUUUUUUAAAUGACCACUGGUCAUGCCUCAAAUAAUCCAUUCCAAGUUGUAUAUUUUUGUUUUCCAAUAAAAUUUACAAUCUACCCGGAUUUGAAAAUUGUCUUGUUUUCUCAGUUAUAAUGGAUCCUUGAGUUUGUAUACCCUGUAAUAAUUCCCAGUUUUGUAUUGAGGACAGGAUGCUCCGUUUUUUGAUAGGAUUUUUUUUUUUUUUUUUUUUCCAACUUGUUGCUUAGAAUACAUAUGAAAUGUUUACCAUUUUAAAUUUGAAGUAUCCCCUGUUAAUUCCCAAAAGCACUGAGGAGCAUCAGCCAAUGCCUCUUAAUGUUCAGAUAAGCUCAGAUCAAAUCUGUAUUGUCAUUAAAAUAAAAGCACUGAGUGGGAUCAAAGGCUUCUGUUUUGAAGUGCACACAUUGGUACUCAACAUUGGAUUAGCCUUGUACUGUCCAGCUCUCCUAAUGACUACAUUGGCCACGUGUUGUCUGCUGCUGUUGGCACAGCACCAUGUAGAAGCUGCCUCAUGUCUUAUUUGGCGUUUGCCCCCUAAUGACGAGGUGCAGGUGAUCGAGCGUACAUCAGAAACCAUGGUGUAAAUAGAGGUGUACCUGUUUUUUGUUGUUUUGUUAAUUUCUGAUUAUUGAGUUUGUUACAGUAGCUUGCAGAGAUACUAAGUUUGUUGUUUUGAUGAAUGACAAAAUAAAGCUCUAUUGUGGACCUCU
Messenger RNA from Dicentrarchus labrax (European seabass), 1872 nucleotides. It is a transcript of the gene calm2a, whose product is annotated as calmodulin 2a (phosphorylase kinase, delta). Lineage: Eukaryota; Metazoa; Chordata; Actinopteri; Moronidae. The record is from RefSeq and is a predicted model, not a curated record. Gene Ontology annotation, molecular function: calcium ion binding. The transcript has 6 exons. The coding region runs from base 143 to 592 and encodes 149 amino acids.